Cornus florida is the source of this 1113-nucleotide messenger RNA. RefSeq names its product protein BONZAI 3-like. Gene Ontology annotation, biological process: cellular response to calcium ion. The transcript is spliced from 8 exons. Gene Ontology annotation, cellular component: plasma membrane. Gene Ontology annotation, molecular function: calcium-dependent phospholipid binding. Lineage: Eukaryota; Viridiplantae; Streptophyta; Magnoliopsida; Cornales; Cornaceae. Bases 202 to 1065 code for a protein of 287 amino acids. The record is from RefSeq and is a predicted model, not a curated record.
UUUUAGUAUUAUAUUCUCUGUUGGUUAACACGCCAAGAAGGAAAGAGGGAGAGAGAGUAUCCAAUAAACUGCUCCGAUCUCUAUAAAUUAGAGAACCCAGAAGAGAGAAAGAGAGAAGAGAUUUGGGAUUACUGAAAUCCGAAAUUUGGAGUUUGAAAGAUUCUUUAGAGAGAGAAAGAGGGAGGAGAGAGAAAGAGAAAGAUGGGAGGUUGCUUUUCGGAUGUGAGAGGAGGCCAACAAGCGGCGGGAGGGGCCCAACAAAGGCCCCUACAGAGGAACGAUGUUGGUGUUGGUGGUGGCGGCGGCGGCGGGGGCCACAAUGAUGCUGUUGACUACUUCUUUAAAACGAAGGGUCUUGGUGCGCUCUUUACACAGAUCGAGUUAUCUCUGUCGGCUUCAAAAUUACGCGAUCGUGACAUCAUUUCAAAGAGUGAUCCUAUGGCAGUAGUAUAUGAAAAGAAAAGAGAUGGAACCUUAGAGGAAAUUGGCCGUACGGAAGUGAUAAUGAACAAUUUGGAUCCUGCUUGGAUUGGAAAAAUUAAUGUUUCGUAUCAGUUUGAGAUUGUUCAGCCUCUGAUCUUUCGUGUGUACGAUGUGGAUACGAAAUACCACAAUUUACCAGUGAAGAUGCUGAAGUUGAAAGAACAAGAAUUUCUUGGUGAAGCCAGUUGUGUAGUAUCUGAGAUAUUGACUAAACAAAGUCGGAGUUUGACCCUUCGCCUUCACAAUAAAAAUGGGCACAGUGGUCUGAAAAACUUGGGGACACUAACUGUCCAUGCAGAGGAAACUGCUGGUUCAAGAAAUGCUGUAGAGAUGACAUUCCAUUGUUCCAACUUGGAUAACAAGGACCUAUUUUCCAAAAGUGAUCCUUUCUUGAGAGUAUCUAGGGUUGUUGAGACUGGUAUUUCUGUUCCAAUUUGCAAGACAGAAGUCGUGAAUAACAACUUGAAUCCAAUGUGGAAGCCUCUAUGUCUCACAAUGCAGCAGUUUGGGAGCAAGGAUAAUCCAUUAGUUAUUGAGUGCUUUGAUUUCAAUAGCAGUGGCAAUCAUGUACUGAUCGGGUAAUUGUUCAAUUUAUUCGUCUUGUUAAUUCCUUUUUUUUUUUUUUUUUUU